AGCCAUGGCCCCGCAGAACCUGGGCACCUUCUGCCUGUUGCUGCUCUACCUCCUCGGGGCCGUCGUCGCCGGGCGAGAUUUCUAUAAGAUCUUGGGUGUGCCACGCAGUGCCUCUAUAAAGGAUAUUAAAAAGGCCUACAGAAAACUAGCUCUGCAGCUUCAUCCUGACAGGAACCCCGAUGAUCCACAAGCUCAAGAAAAAUUCCAAGAUCUGGGUGCUGCUUAUGAGGUUCUGUCAGAUAGUGAGAAACGGAAACAAUAUGACACUUACGGUGAAGAGGGUUUAAAAGAUGGUCAUCAGAGCUCCCAUGGAGACAUAUUUUCACACUUCUUUGGAGACUUUGGUUUCAUGUUUGGAGGAAACCCUCGUCAACAAGACAGAAAUAUACCAAGAGGAAGUGAUAUUAUUGUAGAUCUAGAAGUCACUUUGGAAGAAGUAUAUGCUGGAAAUUUUGUGGAAGUAGUUAGAAACAAACCUGUGGCCAGGCAGGCUCCUGGCAAACGAAAAUGUAACUGUCGUCAAGAGAUGCGUACUACUCAAUUGGGCCCAGGGCGUUUCCAGAUGACCCAAGAGGUUGUUUGUGAUGAGUGCCCUAAUGUCAAAUUAGUGAAUGAAGAACGAACACUGGAGGUAGAAAUAGAACCUGGAGUGAGAGAUGGCAUGGAAUACCCCUUUAUUGGAGAAGGUGAGCCUCAUGUGGAUGGGGAACCAGGAGACUUGCGGUUCCGAAUCAAAGUUGUCAAGCAUCCAAUAUUUGAAAGGAGAGGAGAUGACUUAUAUACAAAUGUGACAAUCUCACUAGUUGAGUCUCUGGUGGGCUUUGACAUGGAUAUUGCUCACUUGGAUGGUCACAAGGUACAUAUUUCCCGGGAUAAGAUCACUAAACCAGGAGCUAAGCUGUGGAAGAAAGGGGAAGGACUCCCCAACUUUGACAACAACAACAUCAAAGGCUCUUUGAUAAUCACUUUUGAUGUGGAUUUUCCAAAAGAACAGUUAACAGAGGAAGCAAGAGAAGGUAUCAAACAGCUACUGAAACAAGGAUCGGUGCAGAAGGUAUACAAUGGACUGCAAGGAUACUAAGUGAAUAAAAUUGGACUUUGUUUAAAAUAAGUGAAUCAGUGAUAUUUAUUAUCCAGAGGGGCUUUUUGAUUUUGGUUUUUUGGGGGGUGGGUUUUUUUGGGGGGGUUGUUUUUUCUUCAAUAUGCAAGUUUGGCUUACACAUUUUUUCCUUCCAAUGGCCAUCAUGAAAUGAACAAGAUGGCCCAUGAAUUUAUCCAUUUGAAUUCAGAAAAAGAUUUAAUAAUACCUCUCUCUUGGGGAUUUAAUGUCUGGUGCUGCCACCUGAAUUUCCAGAAUUAAAGAAGCAAGACGACUUCAGGUUGUAAAGGAACACAGCACAAAGGGCUGGAGUUCAAUUUUAGCUGUCUCACUCAAGAUGCCAACUGGAGAAGCCUGUUUUUAAAUACAUUUUAUUGUUAUUUUU
Messenger RNA from Suncus etruscus (white-toothed pygmy shrew), 1484 nucleotides. It is a transcript of the gene DNAJB11, whose product is annotated as DnaJ heat shock protein family (Hsp40) member B11. The record is from RefSeq and is a predicted model, not a curated record. Gene Ontology annotation, molecular function: misfolded protein binding. The transcript has 10 exons. Gene Ontology annotation, biological process: protein folding; protein maturation. Gene Ontology annotation, cellular component: endoplasmic reticulum. NCBI's taxonomy places the organism in Eukaryota, Metazoa, Chordata, Mammalia, Eulipotyphla, Soricidae. Bases 5 to 1081 code for a protein of 358 amino acids.